Molecule: messenger RNA, 2166 nt
Organism: Magnolia sinica
Lineage: Eukaryota; Viridiplantae; Streptophyta; Magnoliopsida; Magnoliales; Magnoliaceae
Product: MACPF domain-containing protein NSL1
Exons: 7
Coding region: 39-2024 (661 amino acids)
Biological process (GO): plant-type hypersensitive response; regulation of salicylic acid mediated signaling pathway
Cellular component (GO): plasma membrane
Source: RefSeq, a predicted model, not a curated record
UUGUAGCCCACCACCAGCGGGAGUAGCUUUCAAAUGAAAUGAAAACCGAAGAAGCUGCAGAAGAGAGAGCGUCGUCCUCCAAAGACCAUUUCCAUGGCCUCCUCCUCCUCUAUCAUCUCUCCUCCAAAACCCUAGAAAAAUUCAGAAUCUCUCGCAUUGAGAGAGAAAGAGAGAUGACGUCUAGUGCGGCGCGAAUGACUCUGCAGUCCGCUGCAGAGAAGGCAAUCUCUGCCGUUGGAUUGGGUUACGAUCUAUCCACGUCCGACAUCCGGCUCUCUUAUUGCAAGCCGGGCCCGUCCGGAUUGCGCUUGAUCGAGCUCGACAACACCCUGCCCGCUCGCGACCUCGUCUUCCCGGGCGGGAUCGUGAUCCCAAACGUGCCGAAGUUGAUCAAAUGCGAUAAGGGAGAGAGGACGAGGUUCAGUUCCGACGUCAUUUCCUUUCACCAGAUGUCUGAGCAAUUCAAUCAGGAACUCGGUUUGUCUGGUAAAAUUCCAUGUGGUCUAUUCAAUACCAUGUUCGCUUUCUCAGGCUGCUGGCAGAAGGAUAUAGCUGCAACCAAAAGUCUUGCUUUUGAUGGUUGGUUCAUAACACUCUACAAUAUUGAGCUAGCAAGAUCCCAUAUAGUAUUGCAUGAGCAUGUGAAGCGAGAAGUUCCCUCUUCAUGGGACCCUGCUGCCCUGGCUGGGUUCAUUAGAAAAUAUGGUACUCAUGUUAUUGUUGGUGUAAAGAUGGGGGGUAAAGAUGUGAUUCAUAUUAAGCAGCAACAAAACUCACUUCUUCAGCAGACUGAGGUUCAGAAAGUUCUGAAGAAGUUAGCUGAUGAGAAAUUCUCCGAAGAUGUUAAUGGAAGCUUCAUCCUGGACUCCAACGAACCAACAAGAAAGCAAAAGGACAAACAGUUAGCUGGCUGGGAACACUAUCCAGCAAUGGCAAAUUCUAUUAGGCCCAUAGUGUCACAUUCAAAGAAGGAUGAUUUAGUAAUCAUUCGUGCUAGAAGGGGAGGUAUUGAUAAUGGUCAAAGUCAUAGCCAGUGGUUAUCUACAAUUUCACAGGCCCCUGAUGUGAUAUCCAUGUCUUUUGUGCCUAUAAUUUCUCUCUUGAAUGGUGUUCGAGGUAGUGGGUUCCUAAGCCAUGCAAUGAAUCUGUACCUUCGCUACAAGCCACCGAUAGAUGAGCUUCAUCAAUUUUUAGAGUUCCAACUACCUAGGCAAUGGGCUCCAGUUUAUGGUGAGCUCCCUCUUGGGCCACAACGCAAGAAGAAUGCCUCGCCUUCACUUCAGUUCUCUCUCAUGGGUCCCAAGCUUUAUGUUAACACAUCCCAUGUUGAUGCCGGGAAUCGGCCUGUGACUGGAAUCCGUCUGUACUUGGAAGGUAAGAAGAGCGAUCACCUGUCAGUCCAUCUUCAGCACCUUUCGACACUCCCGGGGAUCCUCCAACUUUCCGAUGACUCCAGCUGUGAGCCUGAGGAUGAUAGCUUCCUACAAGAACGAGGCUACUUCGAACCUCUCAGGUGGAGUCUAUUCUCCCAUGUGUGCACGGCCCCAGUCCAAUAUAGUGGGGCCUGCAUUGAUGAAUCUGCCUCCAUUGUUACCAAGGCCUGGUUUGAGGUGAAGGAGGUCAGAAUGAAGAAAGUUCUGUUCUUGAGGCUUGGUUUCUCUAUGGUGGCGUCUGCAAAGAUCCGCAGGUCGGAGUGGGAUGGUCCCCCCCACCUGUCUCGGAAAUCAGGAGUCUUCUCAACACUUAUCAGCACACGAUUCAGCACAGGCCAGAUCCCUGAUACAAAGCCGGGCAAGGUGGAGCUGAAUUCUGCUGUGUUCCCAGGUGGACCGCCUGUCCCCGCCAGUGUACUGAAGAUGUCAAGGUUUGUGGACACAAAGGAGAUGGUGAGGGGGCCAGAGGAACCCCCGGGCUAUUGGGUGGUGACUGGAGCCAAGCUCUGCGUGGAGGCGGGAAAGAUCGCAUUGAAAGUGAAGUACUCGUUGUUGACUAUAAUGUCCGAUGAGGACGACGACUCCAUAUGAUGGUGUUUGCUGUUUCCACAAGCAAUCCGGAUUUGGAGAAAAUAUGUUUUUUCACUUUGAAUUUGUUUGUAAAUAAUAUUGUACAUUUAUCAGCUUCAAUCUGAGGCAUUUUUCUGCAUAGCCCAUUUAUGUUUUGACCGCA